Molecule: messenger RNA, 711 nt
Organism: Papaver somniferum (opium poppy)
Lineage: Eukaryota; Viridiplantae; Streptophyta; Magnoliopsida; Ranunculales; Papaveraceae
Product: protein FAM133-like
Exons: 7
Coding region: 1-711 (236 amino acids)
Source: RefSeq, a predicted model, not a curated record
AUGGAUGAAACACCAACAAAAACUCGUCUUCAAAAGUCGAAAGAGAAUAAAUCAGUAACUGCCGAUAAUGUACCAGAAGCCGAUGAAAAAGGAGAAAGUGAUUGUGAACAACCACUGAAGGAGAUGAAAAUGAAGGCAAAGCAGGAUGCUCUGAAGAGAAAGGAAGUCUCUGAAGAUGGAAAAGGGGAAACUGAUGGUGACCAGCAACAAAAGGAGACUAGAACCAACGUAAAGCACGAUGCUUCCAAGAAGAAAAAGAAAGUCUCUGAAGAUCCUGAAGCAACCACCCCAUCAAGGAAUUCGCAGAGAUUGAAAGAUCAGGUAUCACCUAGUUCACCUAAGCCUGGAGCAGAAAAGAAAACAAAGACUAAAAAGAAAGCUGAUGAGGAGCAAUUAAUUGCGAAUACUAGUGCACCUAGAGUUCAGCCUGAUAAAGAUACUAAGAGAAAAAAGAAAGCAGAGAAAGCUGCACCAAAGGAAGUUUUGGAUGAUGAUACAGAGAAUGAGUAUGAUACCGAUGAUUUUGAGAAAGCUGCACCAAAGGAAGCUGGCAAGCAAGCUGUUGAUAAGCAAAAGAAAAUAAAAAGAUGUGAACCCAAACAAUCAGAAUACGUGAAAAGGAAGAAGAAGGAGAAGCAAAUUGAAAGAUCCGAAAGUGAAGAAGAAGAUGAAGAUGAAGAAGAACCUGAUCAGCAAUGUGUCGUCUAUUAA